CCCAUUUAGAAUCGAUUGUGUUAUCACUCCUUUUGAUAGGUUCAGCAUGCAACUGGUUCCUACCCUAAGUGCAAGGACCAGAGUUACAUUAGUGGGCACAUUUUUUGAACUCUGUAGACCUAAUGCUUAUCAAAUGUUGUUCAACUUAAAAAGUGGCACCUCUCCAAAAGGGCAGAGUAACCUUACAUGCUCCCCUAUUGGGGAUUUGUCAAGAAAGAUUUUAAAGUUCAUAGUGGUGCUUUAGUAGUAAGGGGAGGUCCAUUACAUUCUGUCAAAGCAUUACUGUUGGAACAUUGCAGAAACACUACUUGAAUUUGGUAUACACUAGCAGGUUUGGAUGAUUUUAUUUCUUCACACUCAUUCAGAUAUGUUAACAUUUUCUUUUUGUUACUAGGUGCUGGGUUUUAUUUGAACGCCACAAAUGAAAAGUGGAAAAAUUGGCGCAUGUAUGACUAUGUUGUGAAGGAACUUCCAGAAGUUGUAAGUGGCAACUUCGAACAGCUUAACACUUCGCAGGCAUCAAUUUUUGGGCACUCAAUGGGAGGGCAUGGUGCGCUGACAAUUUACUUAAAAAAUACUGAUAAAUACAAGUCAGUAUCAGCAUUUGCUCCAAUUGCCAAUCCAAUAAACUGCCCGUGGGGUCAGAAAGCAUUCUCAAAUUACCUGGGCUCAACUAAAUCAGAUUGGGAGGAAUAUGACGCAACCUGCCUGAUUAAAAAGAACAACAAUGCUGUUUCCACUCCUAUCCUAAUUGACCAGGGGGAUGCUGACAAGUUCUUAGCUGAGGAGCAGUUACUACCUCGCAACUUCGAGGAGGCGUGCAAGGCUGUCGGGGCUCCUCUGAUCUUGCGCAUGCAGCCUGGAUAUGACCAUUCCUACUAUUUCAUUGCUACGUUCGUGGACGAUCACACUGCGCACCAUGCUCAGUUUCUCAAGAGUGCCUGACUGCAAAGUCUCCCGUAAUGUGUAGUGUGAGGAAGACAAGGAGGCAGAGCUCUGAGGUGUCUGCUUGCAGCAUGUUACCCAUGCCGACAGUCUUCUCUUGUCUGCCAGCUUGAGGUGAAU
Molecule: messenger RNA, 1065 nt
Organism: Setaria italica (foxtail millet)
Lineage: Eukaryota; Viridiplantae; Streptophyta; Magnoliopsida; Poales; Poaceae
Product: S-formylglutathione hydrolase
Exons: 4
Coding region: 445-945 (166 amino acids)
Biological process (GO): formaldehyde catabolic process
Cellular component (GO): cytosol
Molecular function (GO): S-formylglutathione hydrolase activity
Source: RefSeq, a predicted model, not a curated record